This is a messenger RNA of Betta splendens (Siamese fighting fish), 1394 nucleotides long. RefSeq names its product pleiotrophin (gene ptn). Lineage: Eukaryota; Metazoa; Chordata; Actinopteri; Anabantiformes; Osphronemidae. Bases 161 to 646 code for a protein of 161 amino acids. The record is from RefSeq and is a predicted model, not a curated record. The transcript is spliced from 5 exons. Gene Ontology annotation, molecular function: growth factor activity.
ACAAAAAAGAAAAAAAUCUACACGGCUAUCGUAUGCUCAGCCCACAAAGAGAAAUAGUAUUGGAGAGGCAGGGCAGCAGGGCAGAGGUGCAGAUGAAAAGAGCCUAGAGAAACUACGUCUACAAGCUCAGAUACACAACUCCCAGACCUCCAGAAUAAAGAUGAAUGGACAGAAGCAGUGGACACGGUUGGCUGUGAUGGCACUCCUGGUGCUAACACUGAUGACAGCUGAAGGAGGGAAAGCAGACAAACAAGGGAAGAAGGAGCGCAAGUCGGACUGCGGGGAGUGGCAGUGGAGCGUGUGCGUAGCCAACGAAGGGGACUGCGGACUCGGCACCAGGGAGGGAACGCGCACCGGCACCGACUGCAAGCAAACCAUUAAGACCCAGCGCUGCAAGAUCCCCUGCAACUGGAAGAAGAAGUUUGGGGGAGAAUGCAAGUACGAGUUCCAGGACUGGGGGGAGUGUGACCUGGCGACGGGCAAAAAGAACAGGACGGGCGUGCUGAAGCGAGCGCUCAUGGACGCGACCUGCGCCGCCACCGUCACCGCCACCAAGCCCUGCGGGAAAAUGCCCAAGACCAAGCUGCAAGAUGCAAAGAAGCAAAAGAAGGAAGGCAAGAAGCGAGAUCGCACCCAAAUGGACUGAUGAGGCUGCUGACGCAGGGAGGAAGGAAGGAGUGGGUGGGAAAUGUCCACUGCCCUAUUUCAACACGGUUCCUCUUUGUCCUGUAGGUUGACAGUAGGAACCUAUAGAGUUUGAUGAAACCAGUGGAAAUCUGACUUUUAGUGACAACUCCUGUUAAUUUCCUUCUUUUUAGCACCUGAUCAGAAAAAAGUUGUACGUUGCGGUAGGAGUUAUAAUACUCAGCUGUAGGGAUGCAUAAUGAAUAAGGAGAUUUGUUUAUUAGUGUUCUCACCUAAUGAUGUUUCUAGGAUUAUUUUUGCAAAGCAAAUUGGAUAGGAUUUGUUUUGCACUUUGCAUAGUCUAACUCUAAUUUGGAGAACUCCUUGGUUCACGGCCCGACGUAAUUAAGCUGUUUGCUAAAAGUGAAGCUCUGAACAUCUUCACAAAUUAAUUAGAGGCAAAAAAAAUCCUGCAUUUCCAAUUUUUCAAGUGUCUUAUGUAAUUGUAAGUCCCAACACAGGGUAAUGUGUUUUCCAGGAACAAUAACUGCAGAAAAUAGCCUGUAUUGUACAUUUGUAGUUUCCUCUCCUCCUGCUGCUCUGAUGUACCUGUUUAUACCCACAAAGUGAUUACUCUCCUGCUCCUGGCUGUUCAAAACCCCUCAGCGUCUGAGUUCUCAGUUGGAGGUACAGUAACAAUCCCUUUGCUUCUUAUGUGUCCAAAAAUAAACAUGAAUGAAGUGCAAAAAAUUAAUAAAAGGUAGAAAACA